Rhodofomes roseus is the source of this 2556-nucleotide messenger RNA. RefSeq lists its product as uncharacterized. Lineage: Eukaryota; Fungi; Basidiomycota; Agaricomycetes; Polyporales; Fomitopsidaceae. Gene Ontology annotation, molecular function: microtubule binding. The transcript has 4 exons. The record is from RefSeq and is a predicted model, not a curated record. Gene Ontology annotation, cellular component: kinesin complex; centrosome; kinetochore. Bases 194 to 2194 code for a protein of 666 amino acids. Gene Ontology annotation, biological process: mitotic centrosome separation; establishment of mitotic spindle orientation; vesicle transport along microtubule.
GCGCAACGCAGAGUGGGAGGAGCAAGUACUAGUGCCAACUACUGGACCUACCUAAAACGGCGAACGGCCGGUGACCGCGUGGCAGCUCGACAACUGAACCUCCCACUCUGGGCGCCUCUGUCAUCCUAUCGUCGCCUCUCCGCUCAGGCUCUGGCACCGGUGCUGGCCCUCGCUUUGUACUCUACUCUGUGACAUGACUGCGGUCCUUCAAGCGAGUGAUGUACUGAACAGGAACAGGACUAUGGCCUCGCUUGACGACAACACAAUCAAUUAUGCCUCCUCCACCGACUGGAAGGCGAAGUACAUGGAGGUCGCGGAUAUGCUGGCAGAAACCCGCGCGGAGCUCGAUGACUUCCAUGGUUCCAGCAAGGAGUUGGAGGAGGAGUUGGAGAGAGAGCUGGAGCGGACCGAGAAAGCGCAGCAGGAUCUCAAGGUCAAGGUAGCCAGAGCCGAGCAUGAGAGAGACGAGUGGAAGUCCAAAUUCAUGUCGCUGCAAACGACCCACAACAUGACAACGACGUCGUUGCAGCGCGAACUCGACACAUUGCGUGGGGAGCAUCAGAAGAUCAAAGUCCAACUCCGCGAAUUGGAGAUGGGUAAUGACGACUUGGAACGGAAUGAACGAGCCAUUUCAUCAAGUCUUGCCGAUGUUGAAAGCAAGUAUGGGCGGGUCCUGGAGGAGAAGAUCCUACUCGAACACGAGCUUAUGGACAAGGCUAAUGUAGAGGAGGAAUGUCAACGGCUGAAGGACGAGCUCCGAGAUGCGAACGAGGAGAUCAACAUCAUGAAGGACCAGCUCGCCGCUGCACAAUCGCGCCCUCCUACAAUGACAGACACCGAGUCAUCCGCACGGUCUGUUACAUCUACCGCACCCUCUUCCAUCUCAGACGACAACCUCCUUAGCGUCGCGGCACCCUCAGACCUCUGCUUAGCAGACCUCUCACCGGACUCCGAGACCUCAGCUAGGGAGACCAAGGAGACUCCGAAAUACGCAACACCUCGACCCAUCAGAUCACCUACCAUCCCCGGCUACACUCCAUCACCGCUGCUUCACAGGUCUACUUACAAAGUGUCGCGUCUGGCGACGCCACCGACCAGCUCCUCGCCCUCCAUGGCUCGCUCGAGCACUGUGCCGUCAUUAUCUACGCCGUCACGUCUACCCCCCCGUACGCCCGUCCCGAGACCGACCGCCAGCCGCAAUGUGUCGAGUUUCAGCUCUACAAGCACCAGCAGUGGUGUUCCUGGGACAACGUCAAGGAGCAAGGGCGUGCAAAUGGUGUCGGAGAUGAGGGCUCGCGUCAAGGUGCUGGAACAGAAGAUCCACACUCGCGUUCCCAGGUUGCGCAUGGGCAGUACAAUCAGUCGAACCACAGGGAUGCCGCCACCUCCGCCACCGAAGGCGGGACCUUCGUUCGUGUCUGUCUCGCCUGCGCCCUCGACAUCGUCUACGCGAUCAAUGAGCAACGACGAAAGACUAUCGCCGUCCAAACCGCGUCGAUUGAGCAUAGAUUCCGAAAGGGAUCGCAAGCGUGCGUCUGGAGGUGACUCUUCGGGAUGGGUCCUCAUCAUGGACGACUCCCCGUCUCCUGCGAAGGAUAAGGACAAGGAGCGGAAGCGCGCGUCGAGCCCUUCAGCACCUUCCGCCUUCCGACCACUUCCUGCAACACCUCACGACUCACCAUCGCCGACCGGUAUACCUAGGGCCCCGAGUGCGCUUUCACAGAGCACGAUGCAUACUGGUAUUCGCCGGCCGCAGUCAACAGUGUCGGAGGGACGGAGCAGUAUCAGCACCAACGCUACUACGAGCACGGCUAGUUCGAUCCCCACACCUUCCUCACGCCCGACAACCCCUACUUAUCUUCCCUUACCAACAUACGGAGGUCCCGGGCAUGGGCUGAAGCUCUCGACAGGACUGGGCUCAGGGCCAUACCAAUUGAAGCGGUCUUCUCUGGGAGCUCCCGCCAGAUCGUCCCCUAUAGCUACAUCCCCUCCUGCGAACAUCACAACGCGCCCGAUGCCGAAGUCUUCCAUCGCCAACUCAAUGUCGCAGAGUCGAAUCGGGAAACCAACGACUCACUCGGCCGGACGGAGGAGUGUGGGCGAGGCCUCAGGAGACGAGAUGCUGACUGUUCGAGACCUCUCACGAGCGAGGUCUGGGAGCACCACGGCUCUGUAUGGGAAGAAAGGUGGAUAGUGGAAGUUGCUGUCUGUGUCUAUACUCCCGAGUUCCUUGUGCCAUUCUUCUGCGCUAAUUUCGGCCCCCUCCAGUCUUUCUAUCUUCCACAAGCAUAAUGAACUGACGAUUUACGAUGCAGUCGCAGUUUGUGUCCGCUCUUGCGGCUGUACAUCCAUGCUCCCUAUAUCCCAUGACUUAUGAUGAUAUCCCGGCCGGCCUGAUUAUUAUAUAAGUAGAGCUUCAACCCGACCUUGUUCAUUCCUUUAGCGCCACCCUGUGCAUCUGAGUUAUAGCAACCGUACUAAUGUUGUGUAAAGCGUACCUUCCUUCAUUCCGUUUCCUGUAGCUUUCAUUGGAGAAGAAUCCAACUAUUUAUUGUG